Messenger RNA from Elephantulus edwardii (Cape elephant shrew), 3777 nucleotides. It is a transcript of the gene DNAJC6, whose product is annotated as DnaJ (Hsp40) homolog, subfamily C, member 6. NCBI's taxonomy places the organism in Eukaryota, Metazoa, Chordata, Mammalia, Macroscelidea, Macroscelididae. Gene Ontology annotation, biological process: clathrin-dependent endocytosis; dephosphorylation; synaptic vesicle uncoating. The transcript is spliced from 19 exons. Gene Ontology annotation, molecular function: clathrin binding; phosphatase activity. Gene Ontology annotation, cellular component: cytoplasm; vesicle; intracellular membrane-bounded organelle. The record is from RefSeq and is a predicted model, not a curated record. Bases 148 to 3069 code for a protein of 973 amino acids.
GCUCCCUCUUUUCUCUCCUCUUUGCGUCAUGUCGGGCACUUGAAUUUUAUUUAUUUAUUUUUUUUAAUUCCUCCUUCAUCCCUUUCCACCUCUCACCUUCCUCUUCCUCUCCCAGGUGAUUUGUUUUCCUCCUCUCUGAGCUUGCCCAUGAGCCUCCUCGGGAGCUACCGGAAAAAGACCAGCAACGAUGGUUAUGAAUCCUUGCAGCUGGUGGACAGUAACGGGGACUUAAGUGCGGGGAGCGGCGGGGGUGGCGGCAAGCAGAGAGUGACUGCCGGGGCGGCGGCGGCGGCGGCGCGGAGUCCCGCCCGGCAUCCUCCGGACCGCGCCAGCACCAUGGACAGCUCAGGUGCCUCUUCUCCAGACAUGGAGCCUAGCUAUGGGGGCGGUCUCUUUGACAUGGUGAAAGGAGGGGCCGGGAGGCUUUUUAGUAAUCUAAAGGACAACUUGAAAGACACCCUCAAAGACACUUCCUCUAGAGUUAUACAAUCUGUUAGCAGCUACACAAAGGGAGAUUUAGACUUCACUUAUGUUACCUCAAGAAUUAUUGUGAUGUCCUUUCCUCUGGAUAAUGUUGACAUAGGAUUUAGGAAUCAAGUCGAUGACAUACGAAGCUUUUUGGAUUCCAGACAUCUUGACCACUACACAGUGUACAAUCUGUCUCCCAAGUCUUAUCGAACUGCAAAGUUUCACAGCAGGGUUUCAGAAUGCAGUUGGCCCCUUAGGCAGGCACCCAGUUUGCACAACCUCUUUGCUGUAUGUCGGAAUAUGUACAACUGGCUACUACAGAAUCCCAAAAAUGUCUGUGUUGUGCACUGCUUGGAUGGACGGGCGGCAUCGUCAAUUCUGGUUGGUGCUAUGUUCAUUUUCUGUAAUCUCUACUCUGCUCCUGGCCCAGCUGUUCGAUUGCUCUAUGCAAAGCGACCAGGAAUUGGACUUUCGCCAUCCCACAGGAGGUAUCUGGGCUAUAUGUGUGACCUACUAGCGGACAAACCCUACCGCCCUCAUUUCAAGCCUCUCACAAUUAAGUCCAUCACUGUCAGUCCAAUCCCUUUUUUUAACAAACAGAGAAAUGGAUGUCGCCCUUACUGUGAUGUGUUGAUUGGAGAAACCAAAAUAUAUACAACCUGUACAGAUUUUGAACGAAUGAAAGAGUAUCGUGUCCAAGAUGGAAAAAUCUUCAUUCCUUUAAACAUCACUGUGCAAGGAGAUGUGAUUGUUUCCAUGUACCACUUGAGGUCAACCAUUGGGAGCCGACUACAGGCUAAGGUGACCAACACACAGAUAUUCCAGCUUCAGUUCCACACAGGAUUCAUACCAUUGGACACAACGGUUUUGAAGUUCACAAAACCUGAGUUGGAUGCAUGUGAUGUACCAGAAAAAUAUCCUCAGCUAUUUCAGGUGACACUGGAUGUAGAACUGCAGCCCCACGACAAAGUGGUAGACCUAACGCCACCUUGGGAGCAUUACUGCACGAAAGAUGUUAAUCCCAGCAUCCUCUUCUCUUCUCAUCAGGAGCAUCAGGACACCCUGGCCUUAGGAGGACAGGCGCCAGUUGAUAUGCCUGCAGACAACCCCAGGCAUGCUGGGCAAAGUGGCUUCUUCUCUUCACUCUGCUGGCAAGAUCAGAAAUCAGAGAAGACAUUCAGCGAGGAGGACCAUGCUGCCCUAGUGAAUCAGGAAAGUGAGCAGUCAGAUGAUGAACUUCUCACCCUUUCUAGUCCACAUGGCAACGCCAACGGAGACAGACAUCAUGGAGCCAAGAAGCCCAGCAAAAAACAGCAGGAGCCAGCUGCUCCCCCACCUCCUGAGGACGUGGACCUUCUGGGCCUAGAAGGGUCUGCAGUGAGUAAGGCCUUCUCUCCGCCAGCGGCCCCUCCCAGCAAUUCUGAACUGCUGAGUGACCUGUUUGGGGCUGGAGGCAUGGCUGGCCCUGCCCAGGCUGCACAGCCAGGGGUGGACGACAUGUUUCACCCCAGCGGACCUACAUCCAGUCAGUCCACACCACGCCGCUCUGCCCCCUCCGCCUCCGCCUCACCAACCCUCAGAGUGGGAGAAGGUGCUGCUUUUGACCCAUUUGGAACACCUUCUAAACCAUCAGGUCAGGAUUUGCUGGGUUCUUUUCUGAACACAUCCAAUGUAUCCAGUGACCCCUUUCUUCAGCCUACACGAAGCCCCUCACCUACUGUGCAUGCUUCUAGUACACCUGCUGUGAACAUUCAGGCCGAUGUCUCAGGAGGCUGGGACUGGCAUGCUAAGCCAGGAGGUUUUGGAAUGGGAAGCAAGUCUGCUGCCACCAGCCCCACGGGAUCUUCGCAUGGCACUCCCACACAUCAAAAUAAACCCCAGACUUUGGAUCCUUUUGCCGACCUUGGGACACUUGGUAGUUCUUCAUUUGCCAGCAAACCCACCACACCGACUGGAUUGGGUGGAGGAUUUCCACCUCUCAGUUCACCACAGAAGGCCUCUCCCCAGCCUAUGGGUGGAGGGUGGCAGCAGGGUGGUGGGUACAGCUGGCAGCAGUCACAGUCCAAGCCGCAGCCCAGCAUGCCCCACUCAUCACCACAGAACCGACCCAACUACAAUGUGAGCUUCUCAUCCAUGCCUGGGGGCCAGAGUGAACGUGGGAAAGGAACCACUAAUGUGGAAGGGAAACAAAAGGCAGCUGACUUUGAAGACUUGCUCUCUAGUCAAGGCUUCAAUGCCCACAAAGACAAAAAGGGGCCUCGAACUAUAGCUGAGAUGAGAAAGGAGGAAAUGGCUAAAGAAAUGGAUCCUGAGAAAUUAAAGAUUCUAGAAUGGAUUGAAGGCAAAGAAAGAAAUAUCAGAGCCCUCCUCUCCACAAUGCACACUGUGCUCUGGGCUGGGGAGACCAAGUGGAAACCAGUUGGCAUGGCAGACCUGGUAACACCAGAGCAGGUAAAGAAGGUUUAUAGGAAGGCCGUCCUGGUCGUGCAUCCAGAUAAAGCUACUGGGCAACCCUACGAACAAUAUGCAAAGAUGAUUUUCAUGGAACUAAAUGAUGCCUGGUCUGAAUUUGAAAAUCAAGGCCAGAAGCCCUUGUAUUAAUUAAUGAGCUUUCUCAUUUCUGCUGCAGACCUGUGCUAAUGCUUACGUGUGUGUCACAAUUCUGAGGUAUUCACAGAUGAACCAAAAAGUCCAGUAACAUGUUUCCAAUACUAACUAAACCGUUAAGUUACUUGUGAAUUAAUUCCUCAUUGAUAAGGAAUGUGGAUGUUUGGUUUCUUGAAGUCCCCAGAAUUACACGACCAGAGAUUCAGAGGAACAUUCAUUCAGUAACCUGGGGGAGUUACAACAUUCCAGCCUGUACUUUGGGGAGCCUCUUCAGCUGUUGGCCUGGGAGAAGUGGAACCCCAGGCCACCGAAGGCGCAACAUCCAUUUCAUUGAGAAUAGGAUUAAGUGAGCUGAAGUUAAGAUAAUAGAAAUACAUGAUGGUUUUAAAUAAUGUUUUUUAGAUUUUAUUGAAAAGCUGUAAUUUGAGCUAUGGCUUUACACAGACUUGAGGAGCACAACCAGCAAGUUUUUCUGUUUUAUUUUGUUUUAAAUGGAAAUUUACUGUGGCCUUUAGCAUACUGUACCCUUUUCUUGGUUAGAAGAAUUAACAUUGCAAAAGGACCUGAAUUAUGGAAAGUGAUUAUACUGCAGUUUUUUAUUACCAUGGACUGCCUGGGUAAGCAAAAAAUUAGUGAAAACACUGGCCAAAGAAAAUAGGAACUCUGCAGAUGAGGGAAUCUUUAAUCCUGGUCAGGGGUUGG